GGGGGUGGGUGGGUCUAUUGCUGACAUGCUUGCUUGCAUUUUAUUCAUUUUUGGAGGAGUAAAUAUGGUGUAGAGUCACUUUUGAUUUGGAGGAAAUAAAGAACCUGGUUGUUCAUUCUUUGUUUUGUUUCUGGAAUUAAUUUCAGUGUCCGUGGUUUUACAUGAGGAUCAUAAUGAGAUAUUCUUAGGUUACAAAAGAACUUUGAAUUGGGUAUCUUAUCCUACUUUUGAGUAGAUCACUGUCUAGUCCAAUGCAUGUACACUUACUAUAUUUUGGUAUUGUUUUUGGGUCUUGGAUCAAGGGCAAUCAGCCUAAGAUUGGCCUUCAUAACUUACCCAAUCCUAUUAGAUUAUGUGACCAGAAAAUCUCAGUAGAUUGUGAGCUUCUUUGUUGUUCUUCUGCUGUUGAGCAUUGCUAGUUAUACCGGAUGAGUCAUGUCAGCCUUUUACCAUUCAGAUAAUGUCGAUUACCCUGUUUUUCACUUGUUGAUGGUCUGUCAUUAUUGAAAUAUCUCUAGAAAAUGGGUAGCAGCAGCUCAGAGGAAGAGUCUGAUUUCAGUGACUCUGAGAUUAGUGACUACAAAGAGAAGCCUUUGGAGGAACUGAAGGCUGGAAAAUAUAAAGUGCUUGGACCCAAUGGAACACUUCGCUGCCCUUUCUGUGCUGGGAAGAAGAAGCAGGAUUACAAGUACAAGGAGCUCUUUGCACAUGCUACUGGAGUGAGCAAAGGUUCAGCCAGCAGGAGUGGAAAACAGAAGGCGAACCAUUUGGCGUUAGCAGAAUAUAUGCAAACUGAACUUGCCAAUAUGGCUGAGCCACAACCGCAGCGCGUGACUGCACCCGUAGCUGUUAUUAAAUCCGAGCAGAAUGAGUUGUAUUGUUCGCCAUGGACAGGAGUUGUAGUUAACAUCCUUAGUGAGCCAGAGAGUGGAAAACCUGUGGAUAGUUCCUCAUACUGGUUGAACAGAUUUUCUAAAUUUAAGCCUUUGGAGGUGAAACUAUUCUGGGAUGAGCAGCAUCGGACUGCCCAAGCCGUGGUAAAAUUUGAGAAAGAUUGGACUGGCUUCAAAAAGGCUAUGGAGUUUGACAAGUUCUUUGUAGCUGAUCGCCAUAGCAGGAAUGAAUGGAGUUCUCAGAAGACUUGCUUGGGUCCAGAUAUUUAUGGAUGGCUUGCGCGUGAUGUUGAUUACUCGUCAGAAGGAACCAUUGGAGAGUACCUUCGUUCGACUGGCGAGCUGAAAACCAUUGGUGACCUUGUUGAGGAGGCCUCUAAAGGACGAAAUGAGAAGGUGGCUGUUCUGUCCAGUGAAAUUGACCUGAAAAAUGAAGACUUGAACCAGCUAAGGGCGCGUUAUACUCAGACGACCAUGUCUGUUACUAGAAUGCUGCAGGAAAAGGAUGACCUGCAUCGUGCUUUUGCUGAAGAAUCUAGAAAGAUGCAACGAACUGCGAGAGAGAAUAUUCAGAGAAUCCUAGAUGAACAAGAGAAAUUGAGUGCCGAACUGGAUAGCAAGAAGCGAAAGCUGGAAUCAUGGAGCAGAGAGAUAAACAAGCGGGAAGCCUUGAAUGAACGUGACAGGCAGAAGCUUGAUGAGGAGAAGAAAAAGAAUGAAUUGAGAAAUACUAGACUGGAGAAGGCAUCUGAGGAGGCGAGAAAAGCAGAUGAGAAUGUGUUGAGGCUUGUCGAAGAACAAAAGAGAGAGAAAGAGGAGGCUUUGAAAAAGAUUUUAGAAUUGGAAAGGGAUCUAAAUGCCAAACAGAAGUUGGAAAUGGAGAUUGAAGAGCUUAGAGGAAAACUGAAGGUUAUGAGGCAUAUGGGAGAUGAUGCUGCGGUGCAGAAGCAAAUUCAAGAAAUGACUGAUGAGCUGCAGGAGAAGGUUGAUGAAUUGAAAUCAACAGAGGAGUUACAUAAUGCUUUGUUCACUAAAGAGCGCCAAACAAACGAUGAGCUUCAAGAUGCUCGGAAAGAGCUGAUAUCGAGCUUAAGUGAAAUGCUUUCAAGUAGUCGUGCUCAUAUUGGGAUCAAAAGAAUGGGAGAUAUUGAGGCUAAGAAUUUUGAAGAACAAUGCAAGUUGAAAUUCCCCGAUGAUUAUGAAGUUAAGGCCUUAGAGUUAUGCUCCCUUUGGCAAGAAAGGAUGAAGGAUCCUGAGUGGUAUCCUUUUAAAGUUAUCAGGAUCAGUGAUGACAAUUUUAUGAAUGAAUUGAAUGAGGACGAUGCAUUGCUCAAGGAACUGAAGCUAGAAUGGGGGGGUAAAAUCUACACAGCUGUAACCACAGCCUUAAAAGAGAUGGAUGAAUACAACCCAAGUGGAAGAUAUGUGGUUCCGGAGCUCUGGAACUUUAAGGAAGAUAGGAAGGCCACUUUAAAGGAAGUCAUCAGUUUCAUCUUCAAGCAAUUAAAGACACUCAAGCGCAAGCGAUGAGUAAGUUGUAUUGUUCUUGUUCUCACCAAAUCCUGUGUAUUGUUUUGUGUUGCCUCCGUUACUUUACAAUGCAUCAAAGGUAUUGGGUCUCUUAAACAGUUGGGGAUAGAGAAUGGGGUUUGGUACAGUAGGGUAGUAUAGUAUAUGUAGGAACUUUUGGUCUUCUAGUGAAGAUCCUCCCAGUUCUCUGGUAUUAGGAUGCUGUUUGGAAUUGACUGGGUGGUCUUCAGUUAUUAUGAAAAGCUUUUUUUUUUUAUCCCCUUCUUAUUCGAGAAGAUUGAAGAUUUCAGGUUGCAUUGGUAGUAACAUUUAUAGUGUGUUUCAUUCUCUUUGCAGGGAACAGUAGAGUAUGGGAAAUGGACAGAACUCAAGAUGGAUCAAACAUUCUUGAUGAUUACAAGCGUCCGUAG
Oldenlandia corymbosa var. corymbosa is the source of this 2833-nucleotide messenger RNA. Lineage: Eukaryota; Viridiplantae; Streptophyta; Magnoliopsida; Gentianales; Rubiaceae. The record is from the annotation of a GenBank genome assembly.